CAUCUCACUUUUGAGAGCAGGCUCUUGAAGAAGAAAUACUCUGUGUGGACAAUUGCUUUAAGGAACUUUGAGGUGGUGGGAAAAAUGCCAAAAGAAUACGUGGAUGAGUAUGAGCCUCUGCUCAUAAAGGGCAUUAAAGACAAAAGGCGUUUAAAGCUUCCAAACAUAUCGCUGCUGUUGGCUGUGUUUGCUGCUUGUGUUGGAGGAACGUUUCAGUAUGGAUACAAUAUAUCUGUCAUCAACGCACCCACAAUGUAUGUACAAAACUUCAUUAACCAGACUUGGAUGCAACGCUACCAAACCAACAUAUCGCAGGAUGGACUCACGCUGCUCUGGUCCACCAUAGUGUCCAUGUUCACCUUAGGAGGACUCAUAGGGGCAUCAAUAGGAGGGACUUUGUCUGUGAAGCUGGGGAGGAGAGGAACGCUGAUUGCCAAUAACGCCUUCUCACUGAUGGCUGCUCUGCUGAUGGGUUUGAGCUCCACUGCAGGCUCAUUUGAGCUGCUCAUCAUUGGACGCCUCCUCAUCGGAAUGAAUGCAGGCAUCGCCCUGUGCGUUCAACCACUUUACCUGGGGGAAAUAGCUCCGACUGCGUUACGAGGAGCCAUGGGAACGGGAACUUCAGUUUUCAUCACCGGUGGAAUCUUAACAGGACAAGUUAUGGGCCUUAAAGAAAUCCUGGGCAGAGAAGAGUACUGGCCCAUCCUGCUCUCCACAACCUGCAUACCCGCCUUCCUGCAGCUCCUGAUUCUGCCCUGGUUCCCAGAGAGUCCGCGAUACCUUCUCAUCGAUAAAGGAGAUGAGGAGGGAUGUAAAAAAGCCUUGAGGCAGCUGCAUGGUUUAGCCGACUGUGAUCGCGCUUUGGAGGAUAUCGAGAAAGAGAAGAAUAAUUUGGUGGGUUUCCAGGCCAAGAAACCCUGGGAGGUCUUCACUGACCGCAGUCUACGCUGGCAACUUCUCACUAUCAUCCUGCUUAACAUUGCUCAGCAGCUGAAUGGCAUUAAUGCUAUUUACUUUUAUGCUGAUUACGUUUUCCGACAAUGUGGUAUUCCUAUGGACAAAAUACCAUAUGCAACUGUCGGCACUGGUGCCUGUGAAUGCAUCACGGCUUUAACAUGUGGUAUGCUUAUUGAAUGUCUGGGAAGGAAAGUCCUCAUCAUGGGGGGAUACAUACUGAUGAGUAUCUGCUGUGUUUUCUUCACACUGACGCUCACUUUCCAGGGUGUCAGCCCAGUGUUCCCAUACUUGAGCAUGGCGUGUGUUUUUGCUUUCAUCUUGAGUUUUGGUUUAGGUCCAGGUGGUGUGACUAACAUCCUAACCACUGAGCUGUUCACCCAGACUGCUCGCCCCGCUGCCUUCAUGAUUGCAGGCUCAGUGAACUGGCUCAGCUUCUUCUUCAUCAGCAUGGUCUUUCCCUUCAUUGUGAUUGGGCUACAGCAGUACUGUUUCCUGGUCUUCCUGGUGGUCUGCUCCUUAGUGGCCACCUACAUUUUCUUUUUUAUUCCCGAAACAAAGAACAAAACCUUUGUGGAAAUCCAGAAUGAGUUCCAGUCAUCCAACAAGAAUAAGUUCUCCAGUUCAGAUGGAGCAGGGACUAUACUCUUAUCAACAUCCAUUUAAAAUGUUCCUGAGACAAACACAUCACUAAAUAAUAAGUAUUCACUCCCACACAUGAGAUAUUUUUUUAAAAUAUUGCACACUGUAGUACAUAUCUACAAACAGAAAUUUAGAUGACUUCGUUCCAUAUCCCUGUAUUAAAAAUGAUGGUUUUUACUACCUGUAUAAAGGGUGCUCUACUUGAAAUUUAAAUAAAGUUCAGCUAAUGACAAAUUA
Girardinichthys multiradiatus is the source of this 1833-nucleotide messenger RNA. Its product is annotated as solute carrier family 2, facilitated glucose transporter member 11-like. Lineage: Eukaryota; Metazoa; Chordata; Actinopteri; Cyprinodontiformes; Goodeidae. The transcript has 12 exons. Gene Ontology annotation, cellular component: membrane. Gene Ontology annotation, molecular function: hexose transmembrane transporter activity. Gene Ontology annotation, biological process: monosaccharide transmembrane transport. Bases 85 to 1620 code for a protein of 511 amino acids. The record is from RefSeq and is a predicted model, not a curated record.